Messenger RNA from Plectropomus leopardus (leopard coralgrouper), 3827 nucleotides. Its product is annotated as RNA-binding protein MEX3B-like. Gene Ontology annotation, molecular function: RNA binding. The record is from RefSeq and is a predicted model, not a curated record. Lineage: Eukaryota; Metazoa; Chordata; Actinopteri; Perciformes; Serranidae.
AUUACAGUGUAGGGAGGGAGGGCUGCAUGGAAAGCUGGAGAGACAAAACAAAAGACACACAUUUCAACCAACAGGCGCUGGUCGCUUUUUAUGUUUUUCCAAACCAAAACAAAUUUGAUUAACUAUUCGUAUCGCUUCCCGUUUAACGAUAAUAUUACACAAAGUUUUGCAUCAUGCCGAGCAGCACGUCUUUGCUGGAGGCCGACGACGGAGAGUCCGAGGUCCCACCGCCGCUAGUGCACGCUUUCGCCGGUAUGGGCCUUGAGGAGCACCACGGCACCCAGAGCCAGACCCCCGAACAAGUAGACGAGAACAUCUCUUUUCACCGCCACCACCAGCUACCCCCGGUUUCUCAUUUCAGCCUCCUCGGUACGGUCCUAGACUUGAAGCCCCUGCCUCUGCACCGACCGCCCUCGGGAGAUGAAGCGAACAAAACGGCAGCGCCCGAGGACGAGGAGCCAGAAGUUGUAGCCGACUCCUCCUCGCUGCUAGCGCAGGCCCACCGCCACCAACACCUCCCAUCGGGGCCGGGGGGCUCCGUGAUGCCGUCCGGGAUGGAGCCGCCGCACAUCGAGACGGUGUUGUUGUACAACGGAGACGAGCGGGAUGAUACUGGAGUCGGCGGCAGCGCCCUGCCAUCGGCCGGCAGCAUGGCGAUGCUACCGCCCGGCGUGUACGGGGAGUCGGGCUACGAGGCCGAGUCUUCGCUGUUGGCUCGGCGAAAGAGCGUCAACACAACCGAGUGUGUGGCGGUGCCGAGCUCCGAGCACGUCGCGGAGAUUGUGGGCAGACAGGGCUGUAAGAUUAAGGCACUGCGAGCCAAGACCAACACCUACAUUAAGACACCGGUGAGGGGGGAGCAGCCUGUCUUUGUUGUGACGGGGCGCAAAGAAGAUGUGGCCAUGGCUAAGCGGGAGAUCCUGUCUGCAGCCGAGCAUUUCUCCCUCAUCAGAGCCUCCCGGAACAAGACAGGGCCUCUGACUGCUGUAACCGGUCCAGGAACCCCCUCUCUACCUGGACAGACGACCAUUCAGGUGCGGGUACCAUAUCGUGUUGUUGGGCUGGUUGUGGGUCCCAAAGGGGCCACCAUCAAACGUAUUCAGCAACAGACCCACACCUACAUUGUGACGCCAAGUCGUGACAAAGAGCCGGUGUUCGAGGUCACCGGGAUGCCAGAGAACGUGGACCGGGCGAGGGAUGAGAUAGAGGCGCACAUCGCCCUCCGCACAGGAACCUGUGGAGGCAUUGAGGCUCCUGGUGUGGACAACAAUGACUUUCAAUUCAACGGGACAGAUGUCAGCUUUGAGCACUCUGCACCACCAGUUGGGUUGGGGGAGGCCGGGUGGCUUCAUGCCGGUGCAUCAUCACCGAGUGGUGGUGGUGGCUUGCUGCCAGUGAGCAUCAACGGUACUCAGCGAAUCAAUAGCAAUAUUAACAGUGGUGUCAGGAUGUCUUCCACCUACCGCAACGACAGCUCCAGUUCUCUGGGCAGCGGCUCCAGCUCAGCUGAUUCUGUGUACGGUAACGGUAACCGGAUGGCAGAUUUCAGCCCGACCUGUCAGUUUAACGCUAAUGCAAACAACAACAACAACAGUACUGGCGGCAGUACAAGUUUCUGGUUUGGUGAGAGCCUUCUUCCUAUAGGGUCUGAGGAGCUGGUCAGCCUGGGAAGCGGUGCCUCCUCCUCAGGAUUUGACCCGUUAACCAUCUCAACUGCCCAUGCCCCGCACGCUUCUGCACAGCCACAAAUCUGGAGCCCCUUUGUGGACCACCAACACCCCCAGGCCUUUGAUGCUCGUCAGUCUCAGACAAGUCAGCCUGGGACGCCCCGACUCUCUCCGACCUUCUCUGGGACAGAUGCCUUGGAGCACCCUCAGGCCCAGCGAGUUCACCGAGGGCCUUUUGGCUCAGCCGGGACCCUCGAUGCCCACAGGUUCCCCUCUUACAGCUCCGCCUUCUCCUCCUCCAGCGAAAGCACCGCCUCCUCCUCCUCCCCGCCCGAAUCCUCCCUCUCCUAUCGACCGGGGCUCGGAUCAGCAGGAAGAGGACAGGAGAUAUGCAUCCACUGUAUGGAUAACCAGGUGAUCGCUGCCUUGGUUCCCUGCGGCCAUAACCUCUUCUGUCUAGAUUGUGCCACCCAUAUAUGCCAGGGUCCAGACGCUGUUUGUCCUGUGUGCCUGUCCCCGGUCACACAGGCCAUUCAGCUCCGUAACAUGUGAUUUUAAUCUAUUUACUUUGAUGGCUGAUGAGGGAUCAGCCUCCCCAACACUUCAAAUUCAUAACGUGUGGGGAAAUUACAAAACUGACCCCCAAUCAGUGUCUAAGUUUGUCCUCACCCCUGUUUUGUCCAAGCUGGUGUUUGAUUGACAAAGGUGAGGGAGAAUAGUUGACUAGGAAUGAUCUGUAUUUAGGGCAUGGGUGAGGGUGUUCAGCCCGUUCAUGUGCCUGCUAUUGUGAAGUCUUCUUCUAUGAUUGAUUGAUUUGAUCAAUGGGAGGGUUGGGAACCCUCUGUGUAGCAUUGGGUGGGGUGGGAUAUAUAUAUAUAUUUUUUUUUUUUGCUCAUCAUGAUUUUGAUUUUCUUCGCCCUGACACAUCUAGUUAUCAGUUUUCCUGUAUUUUAUCAACUUGUUUAAAUGUACUUUGAAUUCUAUUAGAUACAUAAUUUUGGCUUUUGGGUCAAAGUUAUAUUUUGUCUACAUCUCAAAACUUUUGCCCGUUUUUUUUUUUAAAUCAUUCGCUGCUAUAGUUUUUAUGUGCUGAAAAUCGCCCCUUUGCCUCUCAUUUAUUGUGCUCACGGCAAACUAAGUAAAAUAGCAGAAGUGAGCAAGUUUACAUUUAGUGAGUCCCACAUAUGAAUAUGUAUAAACUAAUAGUAUUCUCCUGGUUCCCACAGAAUUUAAAUGCCUACCGUGGUAAACUGGAUACCGUAAAUUGCUUACGUCAGGCUCGCAAGGUGCAACUUUAAACAGUAUAUGAUGUUUACAUGCUCCAGAUCAUAAAUCAGAAUUUGGGUAUCGCCGAGUUUGAGAACAUAUUGAUACAAGUGCAUAAACACCCACAAAGGGUUUUUUUUAACCAAGUGUGUCAAAGUGGUCACUGUGAAGAUGUCACACUCCAGUAAGCCUCUCACAGCAGACGCUUUGACUUGUUACUGUAGGAAAAGCGCAGGUGUUUCUAAUGAUACUAAUGACGGCUCUGUUCUUGUCAAGUGCUCCAGUGUGAGUGACAGUGAGCAAGCAUGCAGGAUACAAGCAGGGUUUCUGCUUUUCCAUAACUUUUCUAUACAAUAUAAUCCCAUUUCCGUGACUUUAUUUCAGUAGGUUAAAGUAGGUGGGCCGAUCAUUGUAUGCAGGAACGGAUUGGUUGAGUUCAGAUUGGCUUGUAGCUCUACUGAUGCUCGCUGUGCUGGUAGACACAGUAACGUUAUCUGAUCAGCCGGGAAAUAUGCGCAGACGUUAGAUCUGUGCAGCAGCCUUUUGGUUGUCUUAAUAUUUUUCCCUUUAGCACGGGUGACCAGAUCUGCUUCCCCCCUGCUGUCAACAUCAAAUGUUUAGGUGAACAGCUGACAUGCAGCGUGGCUUUCGUCCGCCUCUCUUGAGCCAAGUAUUACAUUUCUCAUUUUAGAGCCAUACAUAAUUAAACACGCGCUUCCUUGGCAUUUGCGGAUAAGCAGACUGUGAGUGCUCACUGACUUAACUCAGUCAUUACGCAUUCCACCACAAACUAGCUGCAUACCCCAAUGUGUAUCUACUAGGACCAUUUCAACGGUCCGACAGCGCAGCGUUAAAUAAGUAAUACAGGGAAGGUGUUCUGUGUAAUGUCAGACA